AUGCCCCCAAAAGGCGGCAAACAACCAUCAUUGUCGAAGGUCCCCGCUUCACGGCGAGUCCUUCGUGCUCACUCGCGCUUAUCGGCUGCGCACGAUAUUCGCAAGUUCUUUGCUGACUCUCCAAUCCCUACUUUUCGACAUCAAGUUCUCGAAGCUUAUGUUCGCGCCAUUGCUCAAGAAUACGAGUCCGAAAUUGAACCGGGUCAUGAAAACGACUCAGACGUGGAACGUAAACGUAAAGCCAAACGCCAUAGAAAAACAAUCUCUAAAAAUAUCACCAUUACUACAAACUCAACACCAGAAACAACUUCAGACUCAUUGAUUUCUUUAUCUAAACAAAGUAGCAACAAUGAUGACAUUGACGACUCUGAAGCUACUCUCCAGCAUUUGACGCGCAAAGUAUAUCUCAGAUCAGGUCUUUUUUGUGAAGUUCAACACAGAAAAAAAAAUUCACAAAAGCCUUUUGUUUUUUCGCUCCCAGUAAAAACCUCUACUGUAUUGACCGAUCAACAAGACUUUACCCUGCCAUUCACCAUUUAUAAUUCUUUACCGGCAAGCAAUCCCAAUUGGAAAAACUUAAAGAAAAAUGUUUGGGUCGAUGUUGAUGUUCCUUCCUUUCAUGGCCCCCGUGCACUUUGCUCUUGCACUAAGACUUGCGAUGAAGAUUGCCUUAAUCGCAUGCUCCAAUAUGAAUGUGACGAAGAAACUUGUCCCUUUGGUAAAAAAGAUUGCGGAAAUAGAGCUUUUCAGGUAUUAACCAAAGAGCUUCAGAGGGGAAAAAGAUAUGCUAAUGGUUUUGAAGUUGCAUGGCUUGGAUUGCGCGGAUAUGGUCUCAAAACCACUCGUCAAUAUGCUCCAGGAGAGCUCAUCAUAGAAUAUUGUGGUGAUGUCAUUUCGCCUACUGAAAUGAAGAGACGAAUGAAGGAACAUUAUUUGGACUCAAAAAAUCAUUAUUUUCUUAGUUUGGAAAAUGGUUGUGUAAUUGAUAGUGGACUUAAGGGUUCAGCAGCUAGAUUUGCUAAUCAUUCUUGCUCUCCAAACUCUGAAAUGCAAAAAUGGUAUGUCAAUGGCAUACCUCGUAUCGGCUUAUUUGCUUCAGAAAGUAUACCUCCAGAUACAGAACUCACCUACGACUACAACUUUGACUGGUUUGAAGGGGCUAAAAUGCAGGUGUGCCUUUGCGGAGAACCAAACUGCAGAGGCUAUAUUGGAAAGCGCACUUCAAGACGUCCUACCCCAGAUGACCAACUUGAAGACCCUCCAAACUUAAAGAAACGUACAGGUCGUCGCAAAAAUACUAAUACUGCAGAGUCUGGUCGCAAAACCCCAAUUUCUAUUUCUGAAGAAUCCGCCGAAAAGGAGCCCUCAAAGACCUCCCGGUCUUCGUCUAAAAGCUCUAGUACUGCAGAACUAAAAAAACCAGCAAAAGAAACCACUCCUAAGCCACAAGUUGAUGACAGUGACUCUUCUAUUGCUGAUGCCGAUGCUGAUGCUGAUGCUGAUGCUGAUGCUGAUGCUUUUGCAGAAGACGAAAAUGACGAAGAGGAGGAGUAUGAGAAAAUUGCUCCCAAACGCACUAGAAACCGAGCUAGAUCUCAUCCUCGUAUUAUUGAAGAUUCACCUGCUGCACCUGUUGAACGAGUUACUCGCAGCAAAAGAAAGUUAAUUGAAUCGGAACCCAUAGAAGUUCAUUCUGAGGAAAUUGGAGCUGCUCCAUUAGAAAAGCGUACUAAGUCCAAUGGGUCUAAAUCAAGCAAAUCACCUGGCCCCAUUAACCCUAAUAAUGAUAACAAGAAGGAAAACGUACCAGCAGCUGCCAUUUCUGAAAAACCAAAAGUGGUCAGAGGCUCUGCCCUUUCUAAACACAUUACACUCACAUACACAACUAUAGACCCUCGCAAAACAUCCAAGAGUCUAGCUGAACCAAAGUCGCCAUUAAAUCAACCAAAAGAUUCGGCCACUGGCAACAAAACUAUACGGAGAGUUUCAGUGGCAGACCUAACCAACAACUCUCCAGAAUUACCCGCUCAAGAAGUCAUUCAAUCGCCAGAAUCAAAAUCCCAAUCACAAGGGCUAGAAGCCUCGCAGCUCACAUGCAACGAUGAUAAGAUUGUUCCUUCAACUGGUCCUUCCACAUCAUCUCCCAUUGAGCCUUCUGAAGAAUUCAAAGACUCUGCAGUUGUUGAAUCAAAUCAACCACCUACCAUUUCUCUAGAGUCUUUGAGUACAAAUAGAAAGCUUUCUUCUGGAUCUAGUCGUUCUUCUCUUGCUGAUUUGAUGAAUCCUGUGGAGGAGGAAGACAAGUCCCGUUUCUUGGAGCGACGCGAAUCAUCAAGUGCCAGCUCUUUUGACUUUUCCAGAAGUUCGGUUUCUUUGGCUACUACGUAUUCUUCUUCUUCAGUGACAUCUGGAAAUAACAGAAGAUCUUCAGUGUCUAGCAUAUUAAACCAUACACCUGUUGUUGAUCCACCGCAAUCGCUUUCGCGAACACCGUCUUAUGACUACCAGCGUCAACAGCAAAAUGCUCCCAAUCAAACAGUUAUGGUGAUACCACACGUGCCAUCAAAUUCAUCUCGCCGUAGUUCAUUGUCUAGUUCAGGGUCUCCAGCCUUUACUGAACCAAACGUACAGGAUGUGCCCAAGAAUCUGCCUCAGCUGCAAUCUUCUCCUUGUCACCAAUCUGAUCCUAGAAAUCGUACAUCCGAUGUUUGGAGAAUUGAUCAAAAUGGAUUUAUGGAAAAUGCAUCAUCAUUUUCUCACCAACGACCUUCUGAUAUUUCUAAAAAGCCAGCUGAUUUCCAGCUGCCGGUUCCUCAACUUAUAUCUGAUAUGCAUAGAACUAAAACCGCAAACCCAGUACUCUACCAUGGUCAACAAGCUUUACAUCCGCCGCCGCCGCCGCCGCCUCCUCCUCCUCCUCCUCCCCCACCACCACCACCUUCUCUUUCUUCCUCUGCAUCUUUCGUCCCUCAGCAGCAACAACAACAUGAUCCAUCUAUACAUGGUUUGCCCAUUCCUGGAAACAAACCUCUCGACCGAAGUUACUCUUAUCAACAUCACCAUCAUCCAUCUUUCAACUCUCCUCAAAAGUCUAUUGACGGCUACAAUCGCAUUGGAUCUCCUGAAAUUAAAUCCCCCAUUCAGCAUUCAAAUCCUCUCCCUACUCCUCCUGGUUUAAAUCCAUCUAACAGACCACCUUCUUUCCCAUCUUCUGGUCCCAUAAACACUGGCCCGUAUAAUAGAAUUCAACACUACCCCGAAAUAAACGGGGUUAAUACCCACCACCGCCUGCCGGUCGCUAGUUCCCCAAAUCACAAUCAGAGUGCCCAGGCACACUUGCUGCGCCAAAACCAGCUGCCGCAGCUGCCACACAUCAUCCCUCCCCAACCCCAUCCUAGGGCCCCAUCGGAGUUGCCUCCCGCUGAUAAUCAAAUGCCACCGGGCCAUGGAUCUUCUCCAUAUAUAUCAAAUAAUAUGGGAUACAGGCUGAUGGGCCCAGAUGGUAGCACUAAAGAACCACCAAUGGAGUUUAUACCUCCCAAUUCUUUGGUAAAUAGUAAUCAGAUCCCUGAGCCCAUGAUACCCCCUGAGCACCCAAGUUCUUCCAAAGAGCGGCUUUCAAUCAGUUCUUUAACAUCUGGAUCUCAAUCAGGAGAUCGUGCUGCAAUUCCAGUUUCUAGACUUGAUAAUGAGUCUAAUCAAUCUGUUGCUGUCUACUCAUCUCAUUUUGUCAAUACGGAACAAAUGGAUGCUGUACUAAAUAAAGCAAACAGAACUCCUCGCCGAGGCAGACCCACCAUCAACAAGUCAGUACAGCCUACUCCUGGCUUCACCGGUAUUAAGCCUAAGCGUGGUCGUCCAAAAGCCAACUCCACGGUGGCAGCAGCUACUGCAGCUGCCGUGGCGGCCGCGAAAACUGCAGCAAAAGUGGCAGCGUCAGCUGUCAAACAAAGAAGCUCGGAUUUUAGGGUUGUUAUUUCCGGUAAUAGAAAUUUCCAGUCGUCUUCCGUUGUAGACCCAGCUUCUGCCAAUGCCGUUAAUCAAGGCCCUGGAGAACGGGAGCACCAUCAAGAUUCAGGUAACACCUCAGCAUACCAGUCUUCUACUUCUGACCAAGCAACGUAUAAGAAUCGGGAGUCUAGUAUAUCUCAAUUACUCAUUCAGCCAGGAACCUCUGUGGAACAUUCUUCCAAUCAUGGUUUAUCGCGGCCUCCACCACCACCACCACCACCACUACCACCACCGUUGACUGAUGUUGUUAGAAAAAGGAACGAACGAAGUUUUGAUCAGCCCGGGUUUGGACCACAACAUCAACAACCGCCAUUGGAAAUUGCAAAAUCAGCCGAUAGCCAACAACAUUUCCAACCACCACGGCUUAAUCCUUAUGGCCCCCAGAAUCAACACUCCCAGAAUCAACACCCCCAGAAUCAACACCCCCACCAUCAACCUUACAACCCGCCAUUUACUCAUGUCUCAGGCCCUCCAGUUCCACCUCCACCUCAUGUACAGUUUCCUACACCGCAAUACCUAAACCCACCACCCCCUCCACCACCAUCUUAUCUGGAAGCACCUCCUUUAAAUUCAAAAAAUAUUUUAUCUAUUCAAUCUUUGACAAAUCCAGAUACUGAUGAAGAAAAUCAGUCAACUCAAGAAUCAGCACCAAGCAUUCAUGGAAAGGACGAUUCUGUGCCAAAGAAAGCUACUCCCGAACUCGAUAAAAUCAAAGCUAAGGUUAAGGGCAAGGGGAAAAGCGUACGAAAGUCUAUAACUCCUGAGUUUUUCUCUCCUGGACCAUCGACUAAAACUACAAUAAGCAGUGGAGAUGAAGAAGCACCAGAAAACUCUAAUUCUCGGUCCAGCAGUAGUAGUAGUAGUAGUAGCAGUAGCAGCAUCAGUAGCAGUAGCAGUAUCAGUAGCAGCAGUAAUGGGAAAAACAAUGGAUCAACCAGUUCUAGUAGCUCCUCUCAGCCUAGUGAGUCUGCUUCUACUGAUAAUGCGCCUAAGAAACGUGGAAGACCUAAAAUAUCUACUGUUGGGGGUAAGGCGCGCCGUGGAAGACCACCAAACAGUGGGCCUGUCCAACGACUUACCCUUGCACCGUUAGCUUCGCGUACACCAAUGUCGCCUCUCAAGACACCUGAAGUGCUUGCACGGAUAGGCGCCAAGACUUCGCCAAAGCCUUUAGAACCAUCUUCGGUUACAAAUAAGCGACCCAUUGCUCUAGCUCCUGCUCCUGCUCCUGCUCCUGCUCCUGCUCCUGCUCCUGCUCCUGCUCCGGUUCCUAUUCCUGCUCUGGCUCCUGCAAUCGAGUCCAGCAAAGCUCGAAGUCUUCGACCUAAACCUAAAACCUCAGAAUCAUCUUCAUCUCAAACUUCUGGUCCAACUGAGCCAAGCUCAUCUUCGUCUUCAGGUGAAGUAUCUGGAACCAAGCGCCCAGGCCCUGCCUUAACCUCAGGUCCUAGCAAGAAGAUAGCAGGUAAAAGCAAAACACGUCCAAUUCUUCCAUCUCCCAGCUCUGUACAACCAAUUGCUCCAAUGCCUGCCUCAGUUGUCAAUCCACAGAUGCCAGUUUCUGUGGCAUCUGGGAAUGUCCGUGCUCUUUCUAACCUUGUUACGACAUCUGCCUCUUUUUCUUCCAACAAUCCUUUACCGGCUCCUAGACGACGAGGACGUCCUCGCACAAAACCAUUUGUUCCUCCACCACGAGGGCAGCUUACAAGCAUUGCACCAAACCCACAGACACCUAUGCCCUCCAGCUCACGUCCACAACCAAACUUACUUUGGAACAGGCAGCUGCGACGGUCCGACGAUUCAGUUCCUCGCACAUCUAAUGUUGGAUUAAACCAGAUUUCGUCGAACCUAUUACCAUCUGCAGCAGCUGCUGCUGCAGCUGCUGCUUCUCCAACACCUUCAGGUUCUAACUCUAACAGUAGUGCUCCCGAGAGCAGUGGGCUACGAGCUCAGUCUACGUCCCAAGUCAAUGAACAACCACCCAAAUAA
Messenger RNA from Magnusiomyces paraingens, 6000 nucleotides. RefSeq lists its product as uncharacterized. The transcript is spliced from 5 exons. Gene Ontology annotation, biological process: regulation of DNA-templated transcription. The record is from RefSeq and is a predicted model, not a curated record. Gene Ontology annotation, molecular function: protein binding; histone H3K36 methyltransferase activity. Lineage: Eukaryota; Fungi; Ascomycota; Dipodascomycetes; Dipodascales; Dipodascaceae. Gene Ontology annotation, cellular component: chromatin; nucleus. Bases 1 to 6000 code for a protein of 1999 amino acids.